GGCGCGCCCGGAUGGAGCGCUGAGGCGCUGAGCCCCGCCGGGCCGGGCCGGGCCGAGACGUGACGAUGUGGAUGCGACGGCUCCCGGGAAGCAGGUCAGCUUGCCCGCUCGGAAGCCAUGCUUGGAUUCUAAUAGCCAUGUUCCACCUAGCCAUGGACCUUGCCAGCUGCCAGCCCGCAGCAGCCGCCGGCCCCGGCGCGAAGCUCUCGGCGCGGCCGGCGCUCCGGCACAGACUGUCCCGCGGCUCGCUCUGGGGCACGGCGGGCACGGAGGAGCUGCACCGCCCCGGCCCCGCCUGGACCUGCGGCCCCGCUCCCCCCGUGCCGCGACCCCGCUCCCGCCGGCCGCCCCCCCCCGCCGCCGCCGCGCCCGCCGCCCGCCCCGUGCGCCGCCCGCGCUCCCGGAGGGGCCGGCGGCAUCUCCGCGGCCGCGGCUUCGCCCCGCGGGACGGGAGACCCACGGCGCUGCCCGAGGUCAUCGUGUGGGGCCCCACGGGCGAGGAGGACUCCCUGGAGAGCAGCACGCUGCCCAGCGCCUUCGCCACCACCACCACCACCGCCGCCGCCGCCGCCGCUGCCACCACCUCCGCCAGCACUGCCGCCGCCGCUGUCACCUCUGUCACGGCCGCCACGCCGCCCCGGGUGCCCCCCAGCACUGCGGCUCCGGUGCCCGGCGGGGACGGGUCCCGCAGCGGCCCCGGGCGCAGCAGCACCGCCGAGCCGGCCGCAGGGCACAGCAGCGGGGGGAAGGAUGCUCGCCCGCCGCGUGGGCUGGGAGACAGCACAGGUCUGGCUGUUCAUCAGAUAAUCACUAUUACAGUGUCCCUCAUCAUGGUCAUAGCUGCGCUGAUAACAACCCUUGUCUUAAAAAAUUGCUGUGCGCAGAGCGGGCGCCCCCGGCGCAACAGCCACCAACGCAAGCUGGACCAGCAGGAGGAGAGCUGCCAGAACCUGACGGACUUCGCCCCCGCCCGCGUGCCCAGCGCCCUCGACAUCUUCACCGCCUACAACGAGACGCUGCAGUGCUCCCACGAGUGCGUGCGGACCCCCGUGCCCGUCUACGCCGAGGACACCUUGCACUCGCCCGGGGAUUAUAAAACCACCUUCAAUGGAAACAGACCCUCUUCUUCUGACCGGCAUCUUAUUCCCGUGGCCUUUGUGUCUGAGAAAUGGUUUGAAAUCUCCUGCUGACUGGCCGAAGCCUGUUUGACUUCUGGGCGCAGGGCAGACGCCAGCGGGCUGUUUCCUGGAUUCCAUUGGUGAACCUGUAAAAAAUAUAAAAAAAAUAAUGGGUUACCUGUACCUACCAUUUCUGUUUACCAGUAGGAGACUCAAAGAGCAGCGUUCUAUGGGCCAAAUAUAUUUUUAUAAAAAUGAACGCGCCUAUAGGUAACUGCGUUGUCAAGGAGCACGUUUUUGGGAGGAGAGAAAGGAAAGUGUGCGAGUAAAGAAUCCCGUGGAGGAGGAGGAGGAGGAAGAGGAGGAGGAACCAGCAAAGGGAUGGAAAAGGAAGGAAUGAGCGCCUGGAGCCCGGCCAUGGACGGUGACUCUGAACCUGUGCCAAUAAUUACCAUUAUGUGCCAUGAACUGAUGCAAAGACUUUGCAAAGAGCUGAGACAAUAACGCCUGGAAAUGUUGUGGAGGACAAGUGGGGCAUCUCUUCUGGUGGGGUCAUCCAUUCCAGUCCAUACAUACGGUAUAUGUAGAGAGAAAAUAUAUAUAUAUAUAUACACACACAAACACUUUUUGUACUGUAGCAAUUUUUGAAGAUCUUAAAUACUCAUUUUUAAAGAAGAUGUCAUGGGCUAAAAGUCUCAUUUCUUUAACACGCAUCAUGCAAACUGGGUGAUCUGAUGUUUUCUACUUUGGCAGCUUGCCUGUCAACCUAUAUGUGUAUAUGUAGGUAGACAUAUAUACAUAUAUAUACGUGUGUGUGUAUGUAUAGACAUAUAUAUGUAUGUAUACAUAUAUAUAUAUAAUUUUGGUUCUUUUUGGAAAUGCUUUUCCAGCGACGCGACCGUGGUGGGAGACAGCUGGGGCUGUGCUGCCGGCGGGAAGCAGAGGAAAAGCUUCCCAAAACCAUCCAGAGCACAGCUCAAGGCAGUGCUGAAGGUAUUUCCAGGCUUCUCUAUCCCAAGACAUCAUCAAGGUCGAUGGGAAGAAGCUGGAAAUCCUGAGCCUGCCCCGUUUCCACAGUGCUGUGAUUUCUGCCGUGCUAGGCAUGACACCUCGGGGCUGGACGGGGCAGAUUUUAGGGUGGACUUCCAAGAGAUGGGCCUCUCAUGGCACAGAAGAAAUUUAGGAAUGGGGUGUGGGAAGGUUUUUGGAAAAUGGCUUCUGAAUUGGCCAAAGCACCAAAGUUUACUCAGCCCUGUGUGAGAAACCAGAGGAAGGAGCUCAUGUCCUCCUCCCCCAGCCUGGGGCUGUGGGAUUGAGAGAGCCUCUUCCUUUGUUCUCCCGGUCUUGGCUGGCUCUGCUGCAGCAGGAGAAGACACAGCCGGCUGUCCACAAUCCUGGAGAUCUCUUAAUAGUGUUCAAAGGGAAUUUUUGCCAGGGAAGCACGAUUCUGCAGGCUCCAGUUUGGCGUGUUGCUCUAGAAACACGUCCACGCCUGUCCAGCUCCUGCUGGGGUGGGUGGCGUUCGUGGGUGCUGACCCUCAACCCUCUGUCCAAGUCUUUCCAUGGAGUCAGGUGCUGCCAUGCCGUGCUGCACAUCAGACACUGGGAUGGGUCUCACUCGGGUCCCUUCAAUGCUAAAAGGGUGGAAACGACAGCAGAGAUCAGACCAAAGUCCUCCAGUUCUUUUUUGUAAACUGCCCUUGGUAAAUACUAGUGGUUUUUUAGAAUUGUCCAGAUCCACGUUUCUACUCCCCCACUGAUUACUCAGCUCCUUUUCUUUAUGAUAAUGAACGUGCAGUUUAAAAACAAACAAAAAAAAAAAAAAAAACAAA
Melozone crissalis (California towhee) is the source of this 2950-nucleotide messenger RNA. RefSeq names its product adherens junctions associated protein 1 (gene AJAP1). The record is from RefSeq and is a predicted model, not a curated record. Gene Ontology annotation, cellular component: cell-cell contact zone; cytoplasmic side of plasma membrane; adherens junction. Bases 66 to 1190 code for a protein of 374 amino acids. The transcript has 6 exons. Gene Ontology annotation, molecular function: beta-catenin binding. NCBI's taxonomy places the organism in Eukaryota, Metazoa, Chordata, Aves, Passeriformes, Passerellidae.